ACACUUUGACUUUCUCUCUCCUCCCACCUUCUCUGAUUCUCUCUCUACAACCCUCCUCCUGCUCCCUACGCCGACUGAUCGCCGGUCGCCUGCCCGCCGCCGAGCUAUACACGAGCUGAGUCUGGUCGUCAGCAGUCGGGGAUCCGCUGAAGGCCCCGCCCCGCGCAUUUAUGACCGUUAGAUCGUCUUCGUGAUCAGCGCCGGGUUUUGCGUCUGCAGAGAGUUGAAGAGAUGUCGGGCCCGCUGGAUCGGUUCGCGAGGCCUUGCUUUGAGGGAUUCUCUGGUAGUGAUGAGAGAAGAGAGAGGAAGUCCGAUUUUGAAUGCUCUGAAGACGAGAGAAGGACCAGAAUUGGUUCCCUCAAGAAGAAAGCCAUAAAUGCCUCUACUAAGUUCAAGCAUUCUCUCAAGAAAAAGAGCAGUAGAAGGAAAAGUGAUGGUAGGGUCAGCUCUGUUUCCAUUGAGGAUGUUCGGGAUGUAGAGGAGCUACAGGCCGUUGAUGCAUUUCGCCAGGCAUUGAUUUUGGAUGAACUUCUCCCUGAACAGCAUGACGACUAUCACAUGAUGCUGAGGUUUUUGAAAGCAAGGAAAUUCGAUAUUGAAAAGGCAAAGCAUAUGUGGGCUGAGAUGCUUCAAUGGAGGAAGGAAUUUGGUGCUGAUACUGUUAUGGAGGAUUUUGAGUUCAACGAGCUGAAUGAAGUUUUGAAGUAUUACCCUCAUGGUUAUCAUGGGGUGGACAAAGAGGGAAGACCUAUCUACAUUGAAAGGCUUGGGAAAGUCGAUCCCACCAGGCUUAUGCAAGUAACAACUAUGGAUCGGUAUAUUAGAUAUCAUGUACAGGAAUUCGAGAGAAGUUUUGCUCUGAAGUUUCCAGCUUGUACAAUUGCUGCAAAGAGGCACAUUGAUUCAAGCACAACUAUUUUAGAUGUUCAAGGCGUGGGCUUCAAGAAUUUCACCAAAUCUGCGAGGGAACUCAUUAUGCGACUUCAGAAGAUUGAUAGCGACAAUUACCCUGAAACUCUCAGCCAAAUGUUUAUCAUCAAUGCCGGUCCUGGUUUUAAGCUGUUAUGGAAUACUGUGAAAUCAUUUCUCGAUCCAAAAACAACUUCCAAGAUUCAUGUUCUGGGAAACAAGUACCAAAGCAAGUUGCUAGAGAUCGUAGAUGCUAACGAGUUGCCAGAAUUUUUGGGUGGGAACUGCACAUGUGCAGAUCAAGGAGGUUGCCUUCGAUCUGACAAAGGACCCUGGAAAAACCCAGAAAUAUUAAAGAUGGUUCUCCGUGGUGAGGGGCGGCGUCCCAGACAGGUUGUCAAGGUUCUGAAUAGCGACGGAAAGGUCAUUGCUUAUGCUAAGCCUCAGUACCCAAUGGUUAAAGGGAGUGAUACAUCUACAGCAGAAUCAGGUUCUGAAACGGAAGACAUCGCUUCUCCAAAAGCAAUGAAGAGUUACUCACAUCUCCGCUUGACCCCUGUUCGUGAAGAAGCCAAAGCGAUUGGAAAGACAGGCUAUGCUAGUAACUUUCCGGGUUACGAUGAAUAUGUUCCUAUGGUUGACAAAGCUGUUGAUGCUGGUUGGAAGAAGCAACCGACCCUUCAGAGGCCUAUUGCAUCCAAAGGAAUUGCACCACAGCCGGAGACUCCUAAGGCACCUGAAGGAGUUCGAGCAAGGAUGUUCUUGGCAAUUGUCGCCUUCUUCAUGACCUUUCUCACCCUGUUCCGUUCAUUCGCAUCCCAUGUAACCAAGAAGCUUUCUCAGCCAUUACCGGAAGCUGAUCAAAGUAUUCCUGAACUUGCCCUCGAUGCUGUACAGAAGGAAGAAUGCCGCCCCCCAUCACCGACCCCAGCCUUUACAGAGGCUGAUCUCCUUGCUUCUGUGGUCAAAAGGCUUGGCGAGUUAGAGGAGAAGGUUGAUACGCUGCAAGCAAAGCCCUCUGAGAUGCCAUAUGAGAAGGAGGAGUUGCUUAAUGCUGCUGUUUGUCGAGUGGAUGCCUUGGAAGCAGAGCUAAUUGCUACAAAGAAGGCUUUGCACGAGGCUUUAAUGAGGCAAGAAGAACUGCUAGCAUACAUAGAUAGCCAAGAAGAAGCGAAGUUCCGGAAGAAGAAGUUCUUCUGCUGGUAAGAUGUUUCUGCUGAUGGAGGAGAUUGCGCUGAGUACUCUCUUCUCACGGGAUUCCGCUUCCACCGCCGUAUCUCGAGAAUAUCAUCAGUGUUCCUACUGCAGAGGAUAUAUUACUCUUCUGAGAAUUAUGUGCAGAAAGAAAGUAUGUGUGUCUUCAUUCACUUUUAUAUAUUCUGCAAAAGUUUGAGAAUCGAGUGCCGCUUUCGCCGAAUACUCUCUAGUUAUCACCGAAUCUUACUUGAGUUGUUAUUUGAUUAACUCAACACUUAUGGAAUGAAAAUGAAAAUUUACUUUGCUGGAAAUUACACCAA
Messenger RNA from Punica granatum (pomegranate), 2426 nucleotides. The record is from RefSeq and is a predicted model, not a curated record. NCBI's taxonomy places the organism in Eukaryota, Viridiplantae, Streptophyta, Magnoliopsida, Myrtales, Lythraceae.